Anopheles merus is the source of this 2233-nucleotide messenger RNA. RefSeq names its product partner of Y14 and mago (gene Pym). Gene Ontology annotation, cellular component: exon-exon junction complex; cytoplasm. NCBI's taxonomy places the organism in Eukaryota, Metazoa, Arthropoda, Insecta, Diptera, Culicidae. Gene Ontology annotation, biological process: exon-exon junction complex disassembly. Gene Ontology annotation, molecular function: RNA binding. The transcript has 2 exons. The coding region runs from base 425 to 1237 and encodes 270 amino acids. The record is from RefSeq and is a predicted model, not a curated record.
CACACACACGCAGAGUAACGCCAAAUAGAAGGCAAGGAAUCCCAUUUCCUCCGAGGUGUAGAGCGAAGGUUUUGUUUGCAGCCGGACGAAAACGGCAACGCGGGUGGUUAAAAAUAAACUGGCCGUCUCUGCCGUUUUUUUUUGGUAUUCGCUGGCUUCUUCAGUUUGUUGGUCGGGAUCGCAAGCGCAGCACCAGAGCACCAAGUGCACGCACGCGAGCAUAUUUUUCCCCCGCGUUGUGUGUGCCGCAGCUUCACUCGCUGGUGAAUGGUGGUGUGUUAGCACUGCUCCCCUACACGGUCCGCCGACGGAACGAGGUGCCGAGUGUGCAUUUGUUUUGUUGGACGCGCGUUUUGCAAUAUCGUGCCGGGAGUUUCCAGUGGCGGAGUAGCAAAUCGCAAACCUCCGCAACCCGAGGGAAACCAUGACAACGUACUCGACCGACAGUCAAGGAAAAUUCAUUCCGGCCACCCAGCGGCCGGACGGGACCUGGCGUAAACCGCGCCGCGUACGCGAUGGUUACGUACCGCAAGAGGAGGUCCCGCUGUACGAGAGCAAGGGCAAACAGUUCGCCCAGAAACCGGCUCUACCGCCCGGCCUCUCCCCGGACGUAGUGCAGAAGGCAAAGGAAAAGCGUGAGCGCGAGCGGUUGCGGCAGGCGCGCGAAGAGCAGCAGCGAAAGGAGCAGCAGAACAAAAAGCAGCAAGCAGGCGCCCUUCCGCCCGGCGUGCUAGCCGUGGACGGUGGUGCGGUGGGGGGCAACAGUGACAAACAGAAGCCCGGUGGUGGUGGUGGUGGGACGAAGAAUGCAAAUGCUGCGGGGGCAGCAUCCCGCAGCAGCAAAAAGACACCCGAACUGCCCGACAUACUGUUGGAUCAGCGGCCGGCGGGCAAAGCAAAGCAACCACAGCAACACACAAAAUCGUCACAGCAAAAGUCCACCACCACCGCCGCAGCAGCAGUCAGUAACAACAGUGAUUCUACCGUGGAUGAGCUGGCAAGUGCACUGGCUUCCGGGGCACAGCUGGCCGGGGCCGAUGCGCAGCAGCUCGAGGUGGCGAAAAAGCUACGCAAGCUGCGGAAGAAGAUACGCGAAAUCGAGGCAAUCGAAACGAAGCUACGAUCCACCGACGGGCCGAAGCUGGACAAGGACCAGCUGGAAAAGGUGAAACGGAAACCGGACAUACUGCAGGAGAUCGAGGAGCUCGAAGUGCAAUAUUCAGCCGGUGCCAUGUGAUGAUGAUGAGGAUGCUGCUGAAGGAAGGUGUGCGGCUGGGAGGCGCUCUAGGAAGCGAAUAAACCAGCAGAGCUGUGUUAGAGCAGUGGCACUGCAUUUAUGUUUAGUAAGGAACCGGGCUGUAGAGGCAACUAAGGAAGCUUCUAACCACUCGUCGCGCGUUGCCAGCCAGAAGAGUAGGUUUCUUCAUUGUACAAACUCACUUGUAAUCCAGCGAAGCGGGUGAAUUCAAGCAAUGAUUGUGAGUAUCGUAGGGAAAAGGGAAGGACGACCGCAGCUUCCCCGGUACAAAACUUGCCAACGGUGUAGGGAGGGGAGCGCCAAUGUUUACACGUUUGUUUUUGUAUGUCGAAAUCCGUUGCUCCGUUUCCUGCCCACACACUCACACUGCUUUCUGGUGCAGAAGAUGCACAGAUUCAUCAUCUUCUGUUAGUGAUUGUAACAUCUUUUUUAGGUUUAAUUUCGUACCUUUUGUUGGUGAUCGAUCGUGCGCCCGCUUUACCGCCCCGGGGAAUGGCCAGCUUUCCUUUUCCGGCUGUAGAUGUAUGUAAACGAAGGGCUAUGCUUUUGAUCUGUUUUUUGCGUAACAACACACGGCCUACUACUAAUAACUACUGUGCCCGCAAUAGUAACAGUAGGAUUGCUUAGUUUGUGAGAUCCUUCCUGUACGCUUUUGAGCAUCCGUUCCGGGCAAGGAUCUUCCGCUUCUCUCCUACUUCAAAGUCAUAUAAACCAUCAUAUUGCGUGCGAACGACAGGUCCGCAUUGUAACAGGCUGCAGGGUCGUGUGAGCCCUUCUCGUGUGUAGCAAGUAAGCAGGUAGGCUUAAGAUUAGGGUAGAAAGCUAGGGAAUAAGUUUUAACGUAAACAUUGUUAACUAUCAAAAAAAAAGUGGAAGGAGAAAAGGUAGAGAAACGCAAGGCAAAAGUAAACUGCACGGUUGAGUUAAAACACGAAAGAGUCAAUAAACAUUUUAAGGACCAAUGUCGUUUUUUGU